GACAAUGCGAUAGCAUCGCCGCAGCAUACCGCAUCACUGGGUAUCUACCGUACAUCUUCCGUGACUUUAUACAGUCCAAAUCAAUAGUCCGUUACAUUCUUUUAACAGCCCACCAUAUACCACAUAUACGAUGAACAAUAUACCCGGAAUGGGCGCCCCAUCGCCUUCGGGACGGACAUACGACCCCAAUGAUCCCAAUAUCAAAGCCAUGAAUGCGAUGAUGGAGUCCUGCUUCGGAAAAUCAGCGAUAUCAGGCGUAAUGGGUUUCGGUAUGGGCGGUCUUUUCGGAGUGUUCAUGGCAUCCAUGGCCUACGACACCCCCUUCCACACCCCCGGCGCCCCCGGCUCGGCCCCGAAACCCAUAGCCGAGCUCCCGACGCGCGAGCAGCUAAAAGUCGGCUUCAAAGACAUGGGCGCGCGCUCCUACAGCACGGCCAAGAACUUCGGCAAAGUCGGCCUCAUGUUCAGCGGCAUCGAGUGCGGCAUCGAAGGCUUCCGCGCCAAGAACGACCUCGCCAACGGCGUCGCCGCGGGCUGUCUCACCGGCGGCAUACUGGCGCGCAGCGGGGGUCCGACGGCCGUCGCCGGCGGCUGCGCGGCCUUCGCGGCCUUCAGCGCCGCCAUCGAUGUCUGGUUGCGGCAGCCCAAGGACGAAUGAAUGAUGUAAACGGUAAUCGACGAGCGCUCUUGCAUUAGAUCGUAUAUACACACGCAUACAAAUAAACGAGACGAAAGGGGGUCAUGGAAUCAUUCAUAGAGGGUCUGGAUGUACUACUAUCGGCUUUAUUAUCGAGCCACCAUACUGGCCGGCUCCCUGGCGUACUGGGAAAUCUAUAUCUUGCAUAGCAUUACGGCGUUGGUGGAUGGGAUGGGAUGGGCUGUUUGUCGUAUAUACAGAGUUCUGAAGACAUCUCCACUUGGGAUUUUGUUUGUUUUUGUCUUUUUUUUUUCUUUGGAAAGAGAUAGAGAAGAAGCCGACUAUGCAUUACAUUCUCUGAGAUAGGGAAGGAAAAGAAGAUGUGGUAUAUAGAAGUUAACAUACCCCGGGCGCGUGUAACAUCACUUCUAGAAGUUGUGUUCUACGUGGAAGAGAGAUAAAUAUCAGAAUGUCGCGUAUACUUUGAAUUGCAGGGC
Xylaria bambusicola is the source of this 1134-nucleotide messenger RNA. RefSeq names its product Tim17/Tim22/Tim23/Pmp24 family-domain-containing protein. The coding region runs from base 131 to 658 and encodes 175 amino acids. Gene Ontology annotation, biological process: protein insertion into mitochondrial inner membrane. Gene Ontology annotation, molecular function: transmembrane protein transporter activity. Gene Ontology annotation, cellular component: TIM22 mitochondrial import inner membrane insertion complex. Lineage: Eukaryota; Fungi; Ascomycota; Sordariomycetes; Xylariales; Xylariaceae. The transcript is spliced from 3 exons. The record is from RefSeq and is a predicted model, not a curated record.